AUGGCCGCAGCUGCACGCGCUCGAGUUGCACACUUGCUGAGGCACCUGCAAAGCACAGCAUGCCAGUGCCCAACACAUUCUCAUACUUACUCCCAAGCCCCUGGACUCUCGCCUUCUGGAAAAACAACAGAUUAUGCGUUUGAGAUGGCUGUUUCAAAUAUUAGAUAUGGAGCAGGAGUUACAAAGGAAGUGGGCAUGGAUCUACAGAAUAUGGGCGCUAAGAAGGUUUGCUUGAUGACAGACAAGAACCUCUCCCUGCUCCCUCCUGUGCACACAGUCAUGGAUUCCCUAGUGAAAAAUGGCAUCAGCUUUCAGGUUUAUGACAGCGUGAGAGUGGAGCCCACGGACGAAAGCUUCAUGGAUGCGAUUGAAUUUGCCAAAAAGGGAGCCUUUGACGCCUAUGUGGCUGUGGGUGGGGGUUCCACCAUGGACACCUGUAAAGCCGCUAAUCUGUAUGCAUCCAGCCCUCACUCUGAGUUCCUUGAUUAUGUCAAUGCCCCCAUUGGGAAGGGGAAGCCAGUGACUGUGCCUCUGAAACCUCUGAUAGCAGUUCCAACUACCUCAGGGACCGGCAGUGAGACCACAGGGGUUGCCAUUUUUGACUAUGAACAUAUGAAAGUAAAAACUGGCAUUGCUUCACGAGCCAUCAAACCCACGCUGGGCCUGGUUGAUCCACUGCAUACUCUCCACAUGCCUUGUCGGGUGGUUGCCAACAGUGGCUUUGAUGUCCUUUGCCAUGCUCUGGAGUCGUACACAGCCAUUCCCUAUAACAUGCGGAGCCCCUGCCCUUCCAACCCCAUCCAGCGCCCAGCCUACCAGGGCAGCAACCCAAUCAGCGACAUCUGGGCAGUCCACGCACUGCGGAUUGUUGCCAAGUACCUGCAGAGGGCUGUCAGAAACCCCGAUGAUCUGGAAGCAAGGUCAAGUAUGCACUUGGCGAGUGCUUUUGCUGGCAUCGGCUUUGGAAAUGCUGGGGUUCAUCUGUGCCAUGGCAUGUCUUACCCAAUUUCAGGGUUAGUGAAGACGUAUAAAGCCAAGGACUACAAUGUGGAUCACCCUCUGGUGCCCCAUGGCCUCUCCGUGGUGCUCACGUCUCCAGCUGUGUUCACCUUCACAGCCCAGAUGUUUCCAGAGCGGCACCUGGAGACAGCAGAAAUAUUAGGAGCUGACAUCCGCACUACCAGGACCCAAGAUGCCGGGCCUGUGUUGGCAGAUACCCUCCGACAAUUCCUGUUUGACCUGAAUGUGGAUGACGGUCUUGCUGCCCUUGGUUACUCCAAGGAUGACAUCCCUUCACUGGUGAAAGGGACACUGCCCCAGGAAAGGGUCACCAAGCUUGCACCCCGUGCCCAGUCAGAAGAGGACUUGUCUGCCUUGUUCGAAGCAUCAAUGAAACUGUACUAACUGUCAGCAGAAACAAUCACUGUCGCCUUCAUAACACAAGUCACAGAUAGGGGAAGUGGGUCACCUGCUGCUGGCUUGAAUGCGAUGUGAUUCUAACCGGGAGAUUCCUUGAUGCUCAUGAAGUAAAACCUGGGGGCCACACCUCAGGGGUCAGUGUCCCUGCACCAAACCCGGCUGAACACGCUGGCUCUCAGUCUGUGUGUCAAAUGGACAAACACUGUCUAUGCAUAGCCUGUGUCUAGAAGUUUAUCCUGCAUAAAUACUAGCAUUAGUGUGCAAAAAAAAAAAUGACCAGAAUAUCUCUGACAGUACUUUUGGGGGUAAUAAAAUUUAAAAGUCUAAAUAUGGUAGAAUACUUUGGUGUUAUUAAUAAAGAUGAAGUAAAUCUCUUGGAAA
Molecule: messenger RNA, 1800 nt
Organism: Phodopus roborovskii (desert hamster)
Lineage: Eukaryota; Metazoa; Chordata; Mammalia; Rodentia; Cricetidae
Gene: Adhfe1
Product: alcohol dehydrogenase iron containing 1
Exons: 14
Coding region: 1-1404 (467 amino acids)
Cellular component (GO): mitochondrion
Molecular function (GO): alcohol dehydrogenase (NAD+) activity; metal ion binding
Source: RefSeq, a predicted model, not a curated record